This is a messenger RNA of Arabis nemorensis, 306 nucleotides long. Lineage: Eukaryota; Viridiplantae; Streptophyta; Magnoliopsida; Brassicales; Brassicaceae. The record is from the annotation of a GenBank genome assembly.
AUGUCUGACGAUCACAAAAAAGACUUCAAGCUAGAAUGGAAAGGUUUCUCCGAGACCAAGUUUAGCUCUUUAGCUGAUCAACUCUUCAAAAGCUCCGAUUUUCAUGAAAAAGUUCGAGAAAGAAUAGUUAAACAGCUUAAAUCUAGUCCAAAAUCUUACAAAGUAUUGAUCGAAAUGGACUCGAGUAAAAAAAGAAGCAAAGAUGUUCCGAAAGACUUCUCCGAGUAUGUAAACAACAUGUCCAAGAAGGGCGUGUGGGGCGAUGAAGUCACAUUGCAGAGGUCCAUUUCAACUCCAUCCACUUGA